UGGAACGUCACCGUCACACACCGACCACCGCGCUCCAGAGCCAGCCCCGAUACCUCGACCUUGUACGCCUCGAGCAUCAGGCGUCGGCCACAGGAUACAGACUGCCUGGCUGGUUGCGAGUACAACCACCCUCUCGAGCUGUUUCCGUGGCGUCGCCUGCACCCAUGGCGGACCCAUGUGAACCAGGCUCCCCACCUUGAAAAUGGGUAUCAAAGGCAUUUACAAGGAGAUCGGCCCAGGGAGGAGAGAGUCCCUGGCCAAGCUAGCCGUCACCACGCUUGAGCACGAGGGCAGGCCGCUGCGUAUCGCCAUCGACAUCUCCAUCUGGCAGUUCCAGACCCAGGCUGCCCGCGGCGGUGCCAACCCGGCAAUCCGCACCCUCUUCUACCGGCUCUUGCGGCUCCUCAGCCUUUCCAUACAGCCCAUCUUCGUCUUUGAUGGUCCAAACAAGCCUGCCUUCAAGCGCAACAAGCGCUCUGGCCGCGGCGAUGGUCUCUCCACCGCCAUGGCCAAACGCCUGCUCAACCUCUUCGGCUGCCUAGUCCACGAUGCCCCCGGAGAGGCAGAAGCCGAGUGUGCCCUCCUGCAGCAGCACGGGAUCGUCGAUGCCGUCCUCAGUGAGGAUGUUGACACCAUCAUGUUUGGCUGCACCCGGACCCUCCGCAACUGGUCCGCCGAGGGCACAAAGGGAAGCAAGGCUCCCACUCACGUCUCCAUCUACGAAACCCAGGAUAUCGCCAGAAUUGCUCCAGGUCUGGAUCGCGAGGGCAUGGUCCUUGUGGCUCUCAUGAGUGGCGGUGACUACAUCCCAGAAGGCAUUCCGGGGGCUGGUAUCAAGCUAGCUUGCGAGGCUGCCAAGGCCGGUUUCGGCACCUCGUUAUGCAGACUGAAGCGUGCCGACACGUCUGCGUUGACAUCGUGGAAAGAAUGGCUCAUCUACGAGCUGCGCACAAACGAAAGCGGCUUCUUCCGGGUCCGGCAUAAGGCUCUCUCUAUCCCAGAAGAUUUCCCCAACUUCGACAUUUUGCGGUACUACACACACCCAGUCGUGUCACCUCAGUCCGUCCUGGAAACACUUCGGCAGAAACGGUGGCAGAAUCCCAUCAAUGUACCAGGACUACGCGAGUUCUCCAGGGAAACAUUCGACUGGGACUACAGGGGUGGAGCCUUCAAGUUCAUUCGUGUCCUCGCGCCAGUCUUGUUGGUUCAAAGGUUGAUGGACCGAAGCGGGAGGCCCGAGGAGAGUGCCAGUGAUGUCGACACCUUGGCGACGGAGGAGAAGCAGCUAGUCAGAGCCGUUUCCAGCCGAAGAGCACAUUUCAGCACAGAUGCAACUCCAGAACUACGCGUGUCAUUUAUCCCCACCGAGAUUGUAGGCCAUGCCUUUGAAGAGGAACCAGAGGAGGUCAUCGAGUCUGCACGCGAUGGUCUAGCGUUGAACAGUGACGACGACGUCGAUGCUGAGGAUGGUGACCUCGAGGCAAAUUCCAAAGCCGGAGGGAAGAAGCCUUUCAGCCCAACCGAGCCGGACCUUGCCUGGAUCCCAGAAACCGUUGCCAAGCUUGGUAUUCCUUUGACAGUAGAAGACUGGGAAGCUGCCCAGCGAGCCAAGCUCUCUCGGAAGGGCCAAAAGGUGAAGACCACAACAUCGAAGGCCGGGAAAGCGCAAGCUAUAAACAAUGGCGCAGGCUCGCUCGACAAAUUUGUCCGUGUCACCAAACCGCUGCCGGGUGGUAGAGAAACUGCCAAGGAUUCAUCUGUUGUGCCUCCUGGAACUCAAUCCACCUUUGUUGGGAAUCUCGCAGCCCAGACAUAUACCCCCUUCAGUCCGACUGCCGCCCGGCCGUCGAAAUCCAAUAUACCGCCAACGUCAAACUACCCUAACCAGCGCAAUCGUGGGGGCAGAACAACCCUAGGACUGCCAGGACCACCACCACCUCAGAUCCCAUUCUCAUCCAUUCCAGCCCGGCUGCCUCGCCUUCUGCGCUUUCGCUUUCCCAUGUGACGGCCGUGGAGGACGAUGUUCCUCAAGAUGGCGGCAUUGGUUCCAUGAAACCGUUGUCGAACACGAGCCCUCAGAAGCGACGGUCUGUCACACCAUCGAGUGAGUUGCAAAGAUCAGUCACCCAAUACAGCGACCUGGCACCGCCAAGUAGCCCGACUCCACAACGACCGUCUCGCACAUCCAGGAAACUGGCCCGGACAGAGUCUAUGCCAGCAGCUACUUCACCACGACAACUUGACAAGGCUGAACCGCGGCCAGCACGCGAAUUAGUGCGAGCACAUACGGUCGCGGCAGAUAUCAUAGAACUGGUAGACUCCGACGAUCCUGACGAUGAUGAUGAUGAUGAUGAUGAUGAUGAUGAUGA
Molecule: messenger RNA, 2369 nt
Organism: Microdochium trichocladiopsis
Lineage: Eukaryota; Fungi; Ascomycota; Sordariomycetes; Xylariales; Microdochiaceae
Product: PIN domain-like protein
Exons: 3
Coding region: 203-2005 (600 amino acids)
Molecular function (GO): 5'-flap endonuclease activity; crossover junction DNA endonuclease activity
Source: RefSeq, a predicted model, not a curated record